AUGCUGCUCACUCUCAGUUUGGUUUUACUGCUGUUUUAUUUUAUUACUAAAAAGGGAGGAGGAAAGUCAGUACCCAAUGCUUGGCAAUCCUUGGUAGAGCUUAUUUAUGAUUUCGUUCUUAACCUGGUAAAUGAACAAAUAGGUGGAAAUGUUAAACAAGUCUUUUUCCCUUGCAUCUUUGUCAUUUUUACUUUCUUGUUAUUUUGUAAUCUGCAGGGUAUGAUACCUUAUAGCUUUACAGUUACAAGUCAUUUUCUCAUUACUUUGGGUCUCUCAUUUUCCAUUUUUAUUGGUAUAACAAUAGUGGGAUUUCAAAGAAAUGGGCUUCAUUAUUUAAGUAUAUUAUUACCCGCAGGAGUACCACUGCCGUUAGCACCUUUUUUAGUACUCCUUGAGCUAAUCUCUUAUAGUUUUCGCGCAUUAAGCUUAGGAAUACGUUUAUUUGCUAAUAUGAUGGCAGGUCAUAGUUUAGUCAAGAUUUUAAGUGGAUUCGCAUGGACUAUGCUAUGUAUGAAUGAUCUUUUAUAUUUCAUAGGAGGGCUUGGUCCUAUAUUAAUAGUAAUUGCAUUAACAGGUCUGGAAUUAGGUGUAGCUAUAUUACAAGCUCAUGUUUCUACGAUCUUAAUCUGUAUUUACUUGAAUGAUGCUAUAAAUCUACAUCAAACUUGA
Messenger RNA from Medicago truncatula (barrel medic), 669 nucleotides. The record is from the annotation of a RefSeq genome assembly. Lineage: Eukaryota; Viridiplantae; Streptophyta; Magnoliopsida; Fabales; Fabaceae.